Strongylocentrotus purpuratus (purple sea urchin) is the source of this 3283-nucleotide messenger RNA. RefSeq lists its product as uncharacterized. Lineage: Eukaryota; Metazoa; Echinodermata; Echinoidea; Camarodonta; Strongylocentrotidae. The coding region runs from base 55 to 2292 and encodes 745 amino acids. The record is from RefSeq and is a predicted model, not a curated record. The transcript is spliced from 6 exons.
AGACACCAGUUCCAGUGAGCUUCUUGUACGUGAACGAUCUCGUGAACUACCACGAUGACGAUUACGACGACGAAGGCAUGGAUGAUGGUUGUAGUGAUGGCUGUGGUGGUGGUUAUUGACGGGACCAAAGCACUUGACAUUCCGAGUACGAUCGGGAAUGAUUUUGUAUUCGGUAUACCAUCGGACUACGUCUAUCGGCGUAGCUCUUCCAAACGUGUCUUUCUGUCGUCACACAGUGGCCAAACUGUUACUGCUACGAUUGUCACUUCUGGUAGCAACUUCCGCCAUGUCGUUGAGGUACCUGGUGAUCGUGAACUUAGGGUUGAUCUACCAAGUUCCCUUACCUCACGUGGCACUGGUUUGAAGCAGAAUGUUGUUGGAAUACGAGCUGAUGGUGACCUGAGCGUUCAUGUCCAAAUAGAAGCAGGGGUAAACUCUGGAGCCUUUACCCCUCUCCCUACCGGAAGUCUUGGGAACGACUACAUCGUAGGUAUCUACGAGCCACUGACUCUAAAACACACUAAGUACAAGGCAGGCUUUACCGUGACCGCGACGGAAACGGGUGCUCUGUUACAAAUCAGGUUCAGUCAGAUAGUAGCAUUUGGCCACGUCUUAUAUGGUCCUCAUGAUGUCUUUAAGUUUCAGCUUGGGGCAUUUGAGUCCCUGCAAAUCAUGAGUGACAAGGACCUGACAGGUUCACGAAUCAAGUCGGAUCAACCCGUGGCGGUUGUGACCGGAAGUGAAUGUUCGCGAGUCCCGAAGGGAAUCAAGUACUGCGACUACCUAUUUGAGCAAAUGCCGCCAGUACAUACCCUUGGGAAGCAGUUCAUCGUAGCGCCAUUUAAGGACAGAGAAAGCAGCUAUGUUCUUCGAAUCGUCGCCCCUUUCAAUGACACCAACAUCAUCUUUUCAUCCCCACAUGCAAAUGAUGUGCACCUCAACGAAAACCAACACCACGAAUUUAUAUUUACCCGUCAUGUCGAGCUCUCGUUCCGAUCAACCGAACCCGUUCUGGUUCUGCAGUUCAUGAAAGGUUUCCAAUCAGGAGAUUUCGUCGGGGACCCGUCCAUGGUCGUCAUCCCACCCGUCGAGCAGUUCAUCGUCGGGGACUUGUCUCUCACCUCUAUGGACAAUGAUCACGUCACCGUGAUGGUUACAAACUCGAACAUCAGCUUAUCCGGACUGCGCGUGAACGGUAACCUCGUUGGUCGCGAUUCGCCAGACUGGCGUGUCAUUGUAGAGGAUGAUGUCUCAAGUGUCCUCCAUGGAACCUUACAAUCGGGUCGUCACACCAUCGGCCAUACUGAUCCUCAAGCAAGGUUCUUGGUGAUUGGCUAUGGAACGGGGUACCUGAGCGGACGAGCGUUCCCUGUGGCGUAUUAUCUUAAACGAUUGUACGUCCCGAGUACAGAACCGCUGUUCAUUCCUCCAACAGGUUACGAGGUGCAAUGUUACAACUCCUCAAUGUCUAUUACACUGGAUACAUCGGUCUUUCUCGUUCACGGUCCCGAUGAUGUCACCCUCAACGAUCCUUCCUGCAAACACGUGAUCAUCCAGGAGGGCAUCAUCAUGCUUACUACACCCUUCGAUUCGUGUGAUACUCGAGUUCAGGAACAAGGAAAUUCUGUCACGUUCUCUAACACCCUGAGGUUCGCCGACCAUGUCAUCACCCCUGACUCUCCCCUUCGCUACCUCUCCUUCAAAUGCGAAUCGGACCAAGCAGGAAUCAGCGGGAUCUCACCACUUACCGGUGGUCGCCGGGAACCAAGCGCCCUGGUCUUGUCUGAUGCUGUCCUAGGUGACCUGUCUCUUAGUCUUGUCCAGUACAUGGAUGAUGCCUUCGGGUCAUCAUCAAGCAAUGCCUCCUCAGGGACAGACCUGUUUGGGACAUGGAUGGAAGGGGUUCAGCCGGGGCAGAACGUCUUUGCGGUGAACCUGACGUCCUCAGUGGAUGCCAAUGUGUUCGUUGAUUCGUGCUGGACCACUCCAGGACCAGACGCUCAAGACCAGGACACAACGUCUCUCAUCCAGGAUGGCUGUGAGAUUGAUGAUACCAUCCAUAUCGGAGCCUCGGCCGAUGAUCCUCGAUUCAGGCCGAUAGCGGUCGAUGCGUUCAGCCCCAUUGGAGAGUAUAAUGAGGUAUUCAUGCAUUGUCGUGUUCAAGUGUGUCGUGGCCAGGAGUCUGCGGCUCACUGCUGGCAAGAGUGUAGACGAGAACCUCGUAACAGACGACAUAUCCGCGGAGUACGAGAAAUGUACACCAUUUCGACUGGACCAAUCAAGGUCAAGUAAUAAAAAGGAAUCCCAAUUCAUCGGUUUUAUAACUUUAUUUCAUGGCAGACGCGGAAGAACGUUGAUGACAGUGGAGGGGGGGGGGGGGGGACUCUAACAAAUUGAACAUGCAGGCAGUGUUUCUGAAAGCAAUGAGCACUCAUCAUUCACUGCUUCUCUCGAUGCUAAUAGUAGCACUACCCCCGGGGGGUAAACUAAAUUAUCUGCUGCAUAUUAAUGGCUUACAUUCUGCUGCUCAUACCAAAUAACUUUAUUUCAAGGAGUAAUUACUUUUAAAUCCAAUAAUUUAUAAUAAACACAAUCGUAAACUGGUAAAGACUUCCAAGCAAUCAACUCGCGGUCAAUGGCCCCUGAUGUAACAAGUCACAAUACUAAUGUUCGCAUGGACAGUAAUGGACAGGGCCAAUUUUGAAUUUUGCCUUUUAGGUAGAUUUUUCGAAAGUAUUAGCGAUCAUGUUCAUAAAGUCAUGGAUUUUGGGAAACAUAUUGAGUGUUCACGAUUCGGUGACCGACAUGCAGUUAAGUUAUAGCUAGGAGAUGAAAUAUUCGCAACAAAACUAAACAAGAUUUAUUCCAUGUGUGUCGAGUAUCACUGAUCGUGAGCCCUGUACUGACAUGCCCUAUCCAUGUAUACAAAGAAAGAGCUACAAUUCUAGUUUCGAAAUUGUUUGCAGUUAUUUGAAAGUAUAUAUAUUUAUAGGCCCCUGCCCGUGUAUCACGGGUUACUGGACAUGUUCUUGUAGAAUGAUUGUGUAAGUCUUGAAACGAUCUACGCAAAUAAUAUGUACAAAGCUAUAGAUCAAAUGUAUGUAGUUAGAUGUGUAGAUAAAGUAUGAUUUUAGAUCAAUAUUAUGUAAUAUAUUAUGUGAAGUAUUUAUGCACAGAUUUGUAUAAAAUACGUAUGAAUAAAUAUGAUUUCAUGUGAUGUGACAGAUCAUUAAAUAAAUUUUAUCAUGCUGCUUGACUGAUAAAAUGCAAAUCACAUACUUUA